Messenger RNA from Exserohilum turcica Et28A, 489 nucleotides. RefSeq lists its product as uncharacterized. The record is from RefSeq and is a predicted model, not a curated record. NCBI's taxonomy places the organism in Eukaryota, Fungi, Ascomycota, Dothideomycetes, Pleosporales, Pleosporaceae. The annotation marks the transcript as partial. Gene Ontology annotation, cellular component: proteasome regulatory particle, base subcomplex. The transcript is spliced from 2 exons. Gene Ontology annotation, molecular function: proteasome-activating activity; ATP binding; ATP hydrolysis activity. Gene Ontology annotation, biological process: proteasome-mediated ubiquitin-dependent protein catabolic process.
GCCACCUUUAUCCGUGUCAUUGGUUCAGAGCUUGUUCAGAAAUACGUCGGAGAAGGUGCCAGGAUGGUCCGCGAGCUGUUUGAGAUGGCGCGGACAAAGAAGGCUUGCAUCAUCUUCUUCGAUGAAAUCGACGCCGUCGGUGGAGCGCGUUUCGAUGACGGUGCUGGAGGCGACAACGAAGUUCAACGUACCAUGUUGGAGCUCAUUACACAACUCGACGGUUUCGAUGCUCGCGGUAACAUCAAGGUCAUGUUUGCCACCAACAGGCCCAUGAGUGUAGAGCGCGACAUUCGUUGGGAGCUCAUCUCUCGUCUUUGCCCCAACAGCACAGGUGCCGAGUUGAGGAGUGUAGCAACAGAAGCAGGCAUGUUUGCCAUCCGAGCCAGGAGAAAGGUUGCAACCGAAAAGGACUUCUUAGCUGCCGUUGACAAGGUCAUCAAGGGUAACCUCAAGUUCAACUCGACUGCUACGUACAUGCAGUACAAUUAG